Molecule: messenger RNA, 1386 nt
Organism: Penicillium macrosclerotiorum
Lineage: Eukaryota; Fungi; Ascomycota; Eurotiomycetes; Eurotiales; Aspergillaceae
Exons: 1
Coding region: 1-1386 (461 amino acids)
Source: RefSeq, a predicted model, not a curated record
AUGCCACGUCCUGCUCCCAAGCGAAACCGAUUGACCAAGGGUCCCAAGACCGCCAAAUCAACCGAAUCACAUCCCCCCGACGAUACCAAUGUUUCCAGGUCGUCGCCGGCGGCUGAUCGCGCGUCCACUUUGGACCCGCGACAUGCCCUUCGGAGCCAGACCCCUCUAAGCAAGAGCUAUGAACAAGCAAUCGAGUCUUCCCCGACAGGCGACCGGCCUGGUACGGGCAGUCGACCGGGAACAGGUAGUCGACCUCCAACGCGAUCCCGUGGCUAUUCGUCUACGCUCUCCUUCGCUGGACGCAAAGGCGACAUGAGCACGCGCAUUCCCGGCACACCUGGAUUUGAGAGCUCGGUCCUCAGCAAUUUUCGACGUCGACCGCGACAGCAAAGCAUUCUACAAAUGAUGCAGGCAGAGGAUGACUCGUCUGACCUAGAUGACGAAGACUUUCUCGGAGGGCUAAGUCCCCAGGAUGAAUCUACCCCACUGAACCUCUCAAAAGGUAAAUCGUUGCUUGUGAGACAAGGGGAGCAGUCGCCGUCGCCGUCGCCGUCAUCCGAAUCACUUCCGGCGUCGGGUGGAUCGCGAAAGCGCAAGCGCGCUGAAGAAAUCCAAGUGCCCCAGUCGCCCUCCGAGAUAGUCGAGGAUACCCCCAACGCCACGCCAGUCCCUCAUGUUUCGCAGCCAGAUGUAUCUGAACAUACUCCUCAACCUCUGAAAUUCCCCGGUGUACUCAGUCAGACGAUGUUGCCCCCUGACAGUAGCCCUAUGAGCUCCAUCGCAACAGCACCACGAUCCCCGCUAGCCAUUCCACAACCAGCCCCGAGGGCCAGAAAAUCAAAGGACCCUGUACACUUGUCCACAGCUGCACUCCAAGAAAAAUUGCUUCCUCGGCGACGACAUCGUCGCCAGAAUCACGCAGUGGAUCAAUUCGACCUCCCAAGUGACGAUGAUAAUAGCGUGCAUGAUGCAGCAUCUGGUGACGAGGACGAGUUGAGCUAUCAGCCGACACGAAGGUCACGGAGAGCACCGAAUGACAAACACAAGCCUCUUGCCAAUGCUCAAGACAGAUCCAAGCUCAACAAUCAGAAGCAAAAGAAGACCAGGGCCAAGUCCGAUCAGCCACCGAAACCGUCAGAAACCAGAGCGCCCGUGACAUACUCGGGAUCGCGCCAGAGUGGGGGUUUCGACAAGGAGAACGACGUGCUCUCGUCGCCCACCUCCUCGCCAUUAUCGUCGCCUCCCGAUUCCGAGGUAUCUGAUUCUGAACCCGAAAUCCAGCCGCGGCGCUACAUGAGCGAAGAGCUACGCGCCGCUGCCAAAAAGUUUGCAGAGGUCGACCGGUGGCAGAUGGAAUUCGAAGAGGUCUCGGCGUCCGAGGCCUGA